This is a messenger RNA of Cinara cedri, 2299 nucleotides long. Lineage: Eukaryota; Metazoa; Arthropoda; Insecta; Hemiptera; Aphididae. The record is from the annotation of a GenBank genome assembly.
AUGAUGAUUUGUGAGAGCGAUAACGAAAGUGAGAACAAUUCGUCGGCUCAUAUUUCUGUUUUUGAGCAACGCAUAUACAUUAAAAUCGAAACGAUUCGUGGUAAAAUAGUGCCUGAAAUUCAUGCCGCGUUAAAUGAAGUGUGUGGAACGGAUACUGUGGAUCGUAGUACGGUGCAAAGAUGGCAUCAGCGAUUCCGUGAUGGUCGUAUAAGUAUUGAUAACAACCCUCGCUCUGGCCGACCCUCUACGGUUACUCAAGACAACACUAACGCGGCUAUUCUCGCAACUCUACUCGAUGAAGACCGACGAAUAACGGUGAGAGAGAUAGAGAAUGAAACAGGUAUUUCAAAAUCAAGUGUUCACCGCAUUUUAACGGNCACCAGUCGUCGCUCUUUUGAGAAAUAUGGAUGGGAACGCCCCAAACACCCACCGUAUUCGCCGGAUUUAAGUCCCCCGGACUUUGAUUUAUUUCCAAAACUGAAGGAACCACUUAGAGGGAUCCGUUUUCUCAACUUAGAUAUACUAAAUGAAGAAGUGAGCCGAAGGAUCCGUGAACUCAACAAAGAUGGCGUCCUAUGCGGCAUUCAAGCGCUCCCGAAACUAUGGCAAUCGUGUAUAGACAAGCAGGGAGAUUAUAUCGAAGGUCUAUAAUAUUGUAUUUAGUUUAAAAUAAAAACUUAUUCAGAGCAAAUUGUGAAUUACUUUUGGGACAACCCUCGUAAUAUAAUGUUGAUAGGAUAAAAUAUUCUAGGCGAGGACAAAUGGGACAUAAGUCCAGGGACUUGCUUUUCUUUUAGUUUUAAUGGGCCCCGCAGUAUAUUAUUAAAUAAUAAAAUAAUAAAGUUAAAAUAAAAUUAUUAAAAUGGUUAAUAUUCAUAAAUAAAUAUAUGAAUAAAAAAAUUAUGUAUAAAAAUUAAAUAAAUGAAUGAAUACUUCCCCAUAGCGAUUUCCUUUCAGAAAAGGUGCUAUUAAAAAUUUGAGGAAGUUUUCUCUUAGAAAAGUUGCGCAUAGAAUGAAAAAAAAAAAUUGUAAAACUACAACCUUCUUCGUUCCACUCAGAAUCUAAAAGACUGACAUACUUCGCAUGAUGGGUGCAAUCAUUGUUGUUGAUGAGAAGUUAGGAAUGUAGAACAUAGAGGGAAAAUUCAUUUGUAUCUGUAAGUAACAAUAAACCGUUGCUAAUGAAAAAACGAUUCUGAGUGGAGUUUAGUUGACAGUGUUGCUUUGUCAACAGUAGUCCUAGCGAGUAAUAGUCAUCAUUAUGAUGAUUUACUACCUAUGAACAUGAAGUAUAUUUCAUUUUUAGCCUGUAAAAAAAUUCUACAUCAAAAAUCUUUCUCUGAUUAUCAAUUUUAUGGGUGGAUGGUUUUUGGUAAAAAUAAUAUUUUUUAUUUGGUGCAAUGUAAUAUUUACACAAUGACAAUUUCGGUUAUAUUCGAUUUUGUUUUUUGUGAAAACUGUUCGUGGAUGUCGAAAAUUUCACCUAAUCCUUACAUAUAGUUCUUUUGAGGCAUUUUUCAUUUAUUUAUAGCUAUUUGAAAUUUUUGAUUUUUUAAAUAUUUGUUUUACGUGAUUAAAAUUAUAUUGACUCAGCAAUAAAGCUCGAAAAUAUACCAUAAUAUUAUGCAUGGUUUAGAAUUAGGGAUGAAAAAAGAGUUAGUAAUUUUUUUUUAAGCGUUUGAAAUUCAAAUUUUAAUGAAAAUUCAUUUUAAUAAAAAUUCACAAGUGUGUACCCUCCCAUUCGUUCCAAUUUAAAUUACAGCCAAAAUUACUGAAAAGUUUGUUAAGGUAUGGAGUCAACUUGCAUCCUUCCCAAAUUUAAUUACUGACUGUGUAAUAUUAUUUAUUGUAAUUUAAACUUACGUCAAAUGAUACCAAUUAUAUUUAUGUUAUUUGUGAAUAUAAUUUUUUUUUUUUGACACACAGUCACUAACCGUUGGCUGUAUAAUAUUAUAAUUAUUCGUCAUCUAACGUAUGUAUUUGUUUUAGUUCAUAUGUUAUGUCUAUUCGUGAUAGGUUUAGCAUAGUAAAUGUGUUACGGUGGAUAAGUAAUUUAUUAUAUUAUAACAAUUAUGAUAAAUUAAAUCAUAUAUUUCGGUAGACACUUAACAGAUGGUACAUGUAUGUCCUUAAUUAAACCGUCCCACAAAUCUUAAUUCUUUAUAUGUUAUGUAUAGGAAUCAUUAUACAGUGAUUGAUUUUAAAUUGUAAAUUAUUUACCACUAAAUUUUAUUAAACUACUUUUUUUGAAUUAUGACAUAAUGUUAACAUUUAAGUACCUAUUUUAAUUAUGAACAUA